Molecule: messenger RNA, 1233 nt
Organism: Plasmodium gonderi
Lineage: Eukaryota; Apicomplexa; Aconoidasida; Haemosporida; Plasmodiidae
Product: peptide release factor
Exons: 2
Coding region: 1-1233 (410 amino acids)
Biological process (GO): translational termination
Molecular function (GO): translation release factor activity
Source: RefSeq, a predicted model, not a curated record
AUGAAUAAAAUAUGCAGGGUAGUGAUCCUUCCUAAUUUCUUCAUGUUUAGAAAAUAUAGAUUCUGUUCUUCUUUAAGUACACUUGAAUUAACAGCAGCUCAUCGAAAGCUGUUCAUACAAAUUGCUAACAGUACCAUUUUGAAAACGUGUGAUGGUAGGACAUACCAAAAGAUAAUCAAAAUUCAAGAAAGAUCCAAGAUAUUUAAAUCUCUCCAUGAAGAACUAGAUGUGUAUGAACAACUUUUCCAAGAAAGAUUCGAGAUCGAUGCAAAGGAAACAAAUACUACAAUUGAUUAUAAACAAAUGUAUGACAGAAUUAUGAAUGAUGAUGUUGAUAUGAAGGAUCUUAUGCAAAACAUACAUGCCAUUGGUAACCUGCUUCUCCUUGAUGUGAUAGACUUCUACAAAACUGUCCUGAACAAAGAUCACCACUUGGACACCGAUGAGGUGCAGAUAGAGAUCACGCCCGGGGUUGGGGGCCAGGAGGCGCAGCUCUUUUGCAGGGACCUGUGGAACAUGUACGAACACUUGUGUAAGCUGAAAAACUUUGAGUGGAAAUCGAUUCGUGGAGAAAUUGAAGAAGGGAAGGAGAACAGCACAAAGGGAAUGAUGGCAGUAGUGAGAGGGGAACAAGUGUACGAACAUUUUAUACAAGAAAAUGGAAUUCAUAGAGUCCAACGUGUUCCAGUAAAUAGCAAAAAAAUUCAUACAUCUACAUCUAUCGUUUUUGUAUUUGAUGAAAAAAGCGUAACAAAUAAAAUAUUAAAAAAAAUCAAGUUAGAAAAACAAGACCUCCUCUUUGAAACCAAAAGGUCAGGUGGUGCUGGUGGACAAAGCGUUAAUAAAAACGAAACAUGUGUAAAGGUAACUCAUAAACCAACAAAUAUUUCUGUUGAAAUGCAAAAAACAUCGAGUCAAAUACAAAAUAAAAGUAUGGCUAUUCAAGCUCUUAAAAACAAACUCUAUAAUUUCUACUAUGAAUAUGAAAAAGAACAAUUUAUCAAAAAUAAAAAAAGUCAUAAAAUGAAUGGAGAUAGGAGCCAAAAAAUACGUACAUACAAUUUUGUGCACAAUUUUGUUAUGGAUCAUAUCACCAAUACCCACUAUCCACAUAUCGACCAAUUCUUUAAAGGAGACCAACUCCUUCAACUUAUGUAUCGACACAGACAAAACUUUUACCAACGCAUCGUGGAUGAAGCAUUUGCUUCCAUUCUCUCACACACCACCCUCUAG